AUGGGGCCAGAGAGGGCAUGGGGGCACGAGAGGGGCACGGGCGCAUGGGGCAGAGAGGGACGGGGGCAGAGAGAGCGGCAUGGGGCAGAGAGGGAUGGGGCAGGAAGAGGGGCAGGGGGCAUCGGCGGCAGAGAGGGACGGGGCACGAGAGGGGCCAGGGGGCAUGGCGGCAGAAGAGGGAUGGGGGGCAGCAGAGGGAAUGGGGGGCAGAGAGGGGCAGGGGCAAUGGGGCAGAGAGGGAUGGGGGGGCAGAGAGGGGCAGGGAUGGCGGGCAGAGAGGGGCAGGACGGCAUGGGGCCAGAGGAGGAGAUGGGGCGAAAGGACAUGGCAGGGGGCAGAGAGGGCAUGGGGCAGAGAGGAGAUGGGGGCAGAGAGAAGGGCAGAACACAAUGGGACAUGGGCAAGAGAGGUAAUGCUGCUGAGGGAAUAGGCGGCACAGGUAAUGCUGGGGAGGAAUAGGGGCACAGGUAAAUGCUGGUGGGGAAUAGGGGGCACAGGUAA
Messenger RNA from Xenopus tropicalis (tropical clawed frog), 501 nucleotides. Its product is annotated as acanthoscurrin-2-like. NCBI's taxonomy places the organism in Eukaryota, Metazoa, Chordata, Amphibia, Anura, Pipidae. The transcript has 3 exons. The record is from RefSeq and is a predicted model, not a curated record.